CUUGAAGGAUAACGGCUGACAUCUCCAUGUCAAGAGUGCUCUAUACGCCAUACUAUACGUUUUCACCCUAGAUUAUCCCAUCUUCCCAAUCUCCAUAACCCGCCCCAGACACUCCAACUCCAGAAAACAAGGCCUACGCAGGCUGAGGAAUAUGGGGGUUUCGGGGGACACCCUGGUGUGAUUUGUGUGCUCGUCUAGACUAGUCCCUCAGGAAGAGUUCGGGGCCGAUCGGCGCCAAACCGAGUUGUGGAGAUAGUGACACAAUAAUUAUCGCUUGUCACUUCUUAUUUUGCCUAGGCCUCAUGAAGAGGCCAAGAGGGGCUUUCGGGUGGGUGUGGGGGGGAACGACCUGCGCUGCCCACUGUCCACUGCCCAGAACCACCCUUUGGCGCCGGGGGGUGUCAGGCACCCCUGGAGUAACUGUAAGUAAGUAGUCACUUCCUUACAGCAUGAGCAUUAUUCAGGUGCGACAUGUCCGAUAUAUGCAAACUGCUAAUACUACUGAUAUCUGAUCUCUCCUGUUACUGCUGGCUGCUGCUUUCUGGCUACUUUGGUCCAGGCAAAACCGACCCGUCAACCCUGCCCAUUCGUUACUUUUUCCUCUUUGCUACUACAACGACGGACUUGGGAAAUCCCUCGCUCCUCAUCGCUCCAGGCUCGUCCAUCCCGGAUCGUCACCGCCGAGCCCCGCCGGGUGUAAAACUUCCUCAGGCUCAGACCCAAGGGCUCAAACAAACCACCGUGUGCGCCAGGAUGGAUCCAACACAGUAAUAAUGGGGGUUCAAUCCGUGGCACUAGUGGGUUUGAGGAUGCCCAGCCUGCUGAAGAGGCUGACGAAUUACUUCAGAUCGCUCCUCG
Aspergillus ibericus CBS 121593 is the source of this 858-nucleotide messenger RNA. RefSeq lists its product as uncharacterized. Bases 472 to 771 code for a protein of 99 amino acids. The transcript is spliced from 2 exons. The record is from RefSeq and is a predicted model, not a curated record. NCBI's taxonomy places the organism in Eukaryota, Fungi, Ascomycota, Eurotiomycetes, Eurotiales, Aspergillaceae.